UCUUUCCCUGAACCCCAGGAAGACUUUAGCCUCAUUUCUCGACCUACCGCACAGCUUCACCUGAGGUGCGGUGUGCGUGUGAGCCUGAGCCGGGUGACGGGCAGGAAUGCAGCAGGCGGGACUGGCUCUCGCGGCCUUGGCUGCCUGUGUGGCUCUUUGCCCCUCGGACGCCAUACUUCCCAUUGCCUCCAGCUGCUGCACUGAGGUCUCCCAGCAUAUCUCCAGAAGGCUUCUGCAGAGAGUGAGCGUCUGUCACAUCCAGAGAGCCGAUGGGGACUGUGACUUGGCCGCCGUCAUCCUGCACAUCAAGCGCAGAAGGAUCUGUGUCAGCCCGCACAGCCGCACGGUUAAGCAGUGGAUGAAAGAACAGGCAGGCAAGAGGAACGCCAGAGGCCCCGUUUGCCACAGGAGGAAGCGCCACAGCAAGAGGAGCGGUAAAGGGGCACGUCGUGGGGGGCACAGAGCGCGCGGCCACGGAGCUCCUUCUCAGAGACGGCCCAGAUGACCCCGUGAACACGUUCCUCCCGUGAACUUGGCCAAGGCGGGUUAUACAUUUAUCAUGUGAAUGUUCCUUCGUGGGAGCCAACAGGGUGAAACAACAUGAUGUUUGUUAAAAGACGCAAUGACACGGUAGGCAAAGGCAGCCAAUACUACACUGAACUGAAAAAUGAAAUGAGGAGAUAGUACCUAUCUUCAUAGAGUGUUUAAGGAGCACAGCAUACAGAUGCAAUUCUUCAGCUUCAUCACGAUGAAGUUUUCCAAACCUACAGAGAAGCUGAAAGAGUGGUACAAGGAAUGCCUGUGUACUGGUCAUCUAGACGAGUCAUUGUUAAUAUUUCGCCACACUUGUUUUCUCUCUCUUUGUGUAUGUACAUAAAACAUUAUAUAGAAGCAUAUACAUUUUUCCUAAAUCACUGGAAAAUAAGUUGCAAACAUCACGAUGCUUCGCUUCUACAUUUCUUUUUACCAUUACAACCAGCAUUCCUCAAGAAUAAAGACAUUUUCUAUAUAAUCACAUGAUCAGCUUUAUACCUAAAAAAAUUACAGUUUCAGAUCUAUAUAUUCCACAUUCAAAUUUGCCCAGCUAUUCCCAAAAUAUUUCAUAUAGCUUUUUCAAUCUCUCAAUCAAGGUGUACAUAUUGUGAUUGUUAUAUUUCUUUAGUAUCUUUUAAUCUAAGAAAGUCUUUCUGCUGUUUUUCUUUCUCCCCGUGGCAAAGAUGUUUUCAAAGGCGUCUACAGGUUUGUCUGUUUCCCAUGAGCACACUGAGGUUCAACAUUUUCAGUAAGAAUGCUUCCUGUAUGAGUCUGUAUGUUUCUUAUCUCAUUAUUUGGAGUUAUAAACAUUGGAGUUCAUUUUUCUUUGUAAA
Messenger RNA from Phyllostomus discolor (pale spear-nosed bat), 1367 nucleotides. RefSeq names its product C-C motif chemokine ligand 28 (gene CCL28). Gene Ontology annotation, cellular component: extracellular region. The record is from RefSeq and is a predicted model, not a curated record. NCBI's taxonomy places the organism in Eukaryota, Metazoa, Chordata, Mammalia, Chiroptera, Phyllostomidae. Gene Ontology annotation, biological process: positive regulation of cell-matrix adhesion; cell chemotaxis; immune response. The transcript is spliced from 3 exons. The coding region runs from base 107 to 505 and encodes 132 amino acids. Gene Ontology annotation, molecular function: chemokine activity.